AUGUGGUCCUCGCUCUUCGUGUCCGGUCUGCUCCUCGUCGACACGGCGCUCGGCCAACUGCCUGGCAUCCCGACCGUUCCCUUUGAAGCCGCCGACGGCAACAAGACGUUCUCGCUCGCGUCCGUCAGCACCGUCAUUAUCGAUGCGAAGUUCGCAACGACAACGGACAAGGGCGGCCUGACGCUGAUCCCCCCGACCCUGCGCGCGUUUGGCACCACGUUUGCGCAGGACCUCCAAGAGCUCCUCAACAAGACCGUCACGGCCCAGGACGGCGACCAGCGCGGGCCCAACACCAUCUUCCUGACCAUCGAUGGCGACGGCGAAUUCCUCGAUGCCGCGGGCCGCCCGACGACAGAAGGGUACGCGAUCGCGGUUAAUGAGGACGGCGUCACGAUCCGCGGCGCCAGCGCCCUCGGCGCCUGGUGGGGGACGCGCACGCUUCUGCAGCAAGCCGUCCUGGGCGACGGCGCGGUGCCUGUCGGCCAGGGCCGUGAUGCGCCUGGCUGGUCGACGCGCGGCAUGAUGCUCGACUGCGGCCGCCACUGGUACCCCCCGGCGUUCCUCGUCGACCUGUGCGCCUACAUGUCCUUUUUCAAGCAAAACACCUUUCACGUCCAUCUCAGCGACAACACCAUCGUGCCGACCUACACGCCCGACAAUUACAACGAAACGUAUGCCCGCUUCCGCCUCUGGUCCGACAACAGCGCGUUGGCCGGCCUCAACAGGCACCCCAACGAGUCGUACACCAGGGACGACUGGGACGACGUGCAGACCGGGUGCGCGCGGCGCGGCGUCACCGUCGUGCCCGAGAUUGAAGCACCAGGCCACUGUCUGCCCAUUGUGCAGUGGCGUCCGCAGAUUGGCUAUCAGGGCGACCUCAGCCUGCUCAACAUCUCGCACCCGGAUACGAUGCCGACCAUGAAGACCAUCUGGAAAGAGUUCCUGCCGUGGUUCCACUCGUCUGUCGUCUCCAUUGGUGCCGAUGAGUACAAGGGGCCCGAGGAGGACUACAAGAAAUUUGUCAACGAGAUGACGGCGUUUAUCAGCGCCGAGGCGAGUAAGUCGGUUCGCAUCUGGGGUACUUUCCCCGCCGUCGCGCACCCCGGCUCGCCCACCACGAUUGCCACCAACAUCACCAUGCAGCACUGGGCGUACCUCUUCGACAACCCGUACGAGGACUAUAUCAAGAACAACUACUCCGUCAUCAACUCGGACGAGAUGUACUACGUCGUCAUGAAGGACGGCCCGUACGGUCGCGCCAUCAACACCUCCACGACCUUCACAGGCAACCCCGACGGACAUGGGCCCUGGUACCCGCACAUCUUCAACCUGAGCGACCCGCGACAGAACCCGGCGCGCGACAAUAAGCUCGUGCAGGGUGCCAUCGCGCCCCUGUGGAACGACCACGGCGCCAACACCAGCGUCUACUCGGAGGCAUACUACGCCUGGCGCGACGGCAUCCCCGCGCUCGCCGACAAGCACUGGGGCGGCAACCUCACCCAGCACCAGUACGCCGCCUGGCUGUCCAAGUUGCGGGACAGGAUUCCGGACCAGGAUCUGGAGCGCCGCAUUCCCUCCAAGCAGAGCACCGUGUUCUCGUAUGAUUUCCGCAGCGUCCAGGGCGAAUCCAUCGCCGACAAGUCCGGCAAUCAGUACGACGCCAAUACAACCUGCCAGGCGACCGGCGACGGCAUGAACGUGUCGCCCGACUGCGCCAUCACCACGCCCUGGCUGUCCAAAGGCAGAAACUACACCCUCUCCCUGACACUGCGCAUCGACACACUGUCCAACGACAAAAACACAACCCUCGUAGCGGGGUCGGACUCGGCCCUUAUGCUCACGCCAAACGUCACGUUGUUCGCGUCCGGCAUCUACUACCGGCUCAACAAGACGAUCCCGCUGCAGUCGUGGGUCCGUCUGGAGCUGAGCGCCCACGGACCGCGGACGUAUGCGUCGGCCUUUGACGACAAGGGCCGCGCGCUCUUCUCCAAGGAGGAGUUUCUCGCAGAAAUGAGCUACUACGGCGCGCCGUUGCGAUGGCAUGAAAUGGCUAUUGAGGCGCCCAUACAUCAAAUCACGGGUUGGCAGGGCAAGGUUCGCGAUUUCACGCUGACAACAGGCGUGGACGACGCGAAGCAGGGCGGGGCGUCUGUCAUUAGAGGCCUGCCUGGUGCGUACUUGUUGGCUACGAUGUUGGCUGUGGCCAUGUACCUCAGUCUAUAA
Molecule: messenger RNA, 2223 nt
Organism: Cordyceps militaris CM01
Lineage: Eukaryota; Fungi; Ascomycota; Sordariomycetes; Hypocreales; Cordycipitaceae
Product: beta-hexosaminidase, putative
Exons: 2
Coding region: 1-2223 (740 amino acids)
Biological process (GO): carbohydrate metabolic process
Molecular function (GO): beta-N-acetylhexosaminidase activity
Source: RefSeq, a predicted model, not a curated record